Molecule: messenger RNA, 330 nt
Organism: Scutellospora calospora
Lineage: Eukaryota; Fungi; Glomeromycota; Glomeromycetes; Diversisporales; Gigasporaceae
Source: the annotation of a GenBank genome assembly
AUGGCCGCUACCUAUAUUCCAUCCUCCCCUUCACAUUCUUAUACUAGAGAAUGUUAUUCAUUCUCUAGUGAUAGUGAAGAUGACUGUCAACAAGAUUAUAACGACCAAAGUCCGAGCAGAAAAUCUGUUCAAUUUUCGAGAUUUCUUGUCGUUCAUGAAACUUGGUGUAACGAUGAAUACGAUCGUACCUCCACAGAACCUGCACGUCUCAGCUUUAAGGAAUAUUCUGAACUUCUCCAAUUAAGGUGUGACCUACGACGUGAGAUGGAUAAAAUGAUGAAAGCUGCAGAAUCUGAGCAAUCAACAACAAAUAAUCAACAGCAAGACUAA